AGGAGGACGUGCUUUUAGUGAACAGACAGAAAAACAGUGGAAUUAUUCAGGAAUAAUCAUAAUUAUUCAAUUUAAUUAGUUUUUAUAUAUAAAACUGAUACCUUGUAGUUAUGGAAUAUAUCAGAACUAAUUUUCUUUUACAAAACGAAAUGUCAGAUAAACAAGACAUCCAAAACUUUGAACCAAUUACGUAUCAAGAGGUCUUAAACCAUAAUCCUGAAUUUUCUAAUUAUUUUCAAAUGAUCUACGAGUAUCCUGAACGAGAAAAUUAUCAGAGUCAAGAGGCCUACCCCGAGUGGGAGUGGCACGGUGAUACCCAUGUGAAAGAAGAGGACUUGGAGACGAGAGGAUCCGUUAGCUUUAGCGAGGAAGAAGUACGAUCUCCGUCAGCCAGUCGAAAAGAACGCACAGCGUUUACGAAGGCGCAAAUUCGGAGUCUCGAGACGGAAUUCGCGCGCGCGAACUACCUCACCCGCUUGCGAAGAUAUGAAAUAGCUGUUGCUUUACACCUGACUGAGAGACAGGUAAAAGUUUGGUUUCAAAAUAGAAGAAUGAAAUGGAAGCGAACUAAAGGGGCGAAGCAUGCAAAGAAAAAGGAACAAUAGUUACUUGAUCGUAAAAAUGUGAAAGAAAACGUA
Molecule: messenger RNA, 638 nt
Organism: Vanessa atalanta (red admiral)
Lineage: Eukaryota; Metazoa; Arthropoda; Insecta; Lepidoptera; Nymphalidae
Product: homeobox protein Hox-C3a-like
Exons: 3
Coding region: 111-605 (164 amino acids)
Biological process (GO): positive regulation of transcription by RNA polymerase II
Cellular component (GO): nucleus
Molecular function (GO): DNA-binding transcription factor activity, RNA polymerase II-specific; RNA polymerase II cis-regulatory region sequence-specific DNA binding
Source: RefSeq, a predicted model, not a curated record